GGGCGCCCUGGAUUUCGCGCGGCCCCGGCCCCGGGGCAGAAGCGGAAGGAGGAGGCCCGGCAAAUCUGAAAAGUCCGCCGCCCGGGAGUUUUUCACAGGUGGGGGCGAGGAGGGCGUGGGCAGCGUGGACCUAUUGGAGGCGUCGUCUCUUUGUUUCUGUGCGCCAUGGCGCGCCCCCCGCCCCGCCCGGGCGGCCUUGCCCGCCGGCCCCCCCCUUGGCGGCCGCGCGUCGUGUUUCGCCGCGCGCCUACCUGUCGCUGCCCCAGCCGGGCGCCGCGGCCGGCCGGCGGGCGCCCUACCUUCGCCCGGUCGGCCUGCCCUGCAGCCUACCAACCGCCGAAGCCAGGGCAGACAGCCAGCAGCGCCGUCGGAUGGAUCCGCAACCGGCCUAGGUUGCCACCCGUGCUUUCCGGCGCGCCCGGCGGGCCGGCGCGAGCCAGGACAGGCGCGCGGCUACUCGCUCCGGUGUUUGCGACCGAUGCAUGCCCCUAACAAUUGGGGCGCGGACGGCAUCCCGCUGCCACUGCCAGGGGGGCACGCACGCGCGAAGACCCCUUGCGUGCAGAUUCAUUGCGGCUUCCGAAUUGGGGGGGUCGUUCGCUUCGAUUGGUGUCCCCCGUCUCCUCCGAAGUCGUGGGUGGCCGGUGUUUAUUGUAUUCAUCAUCACUCCAUUUGCCCUGCCCUGUUGCGAUCGCAACCAACCAACCUAC
Amoebophrya sp. A120 is the source of this 710-nucleotide messenger RNA. Lineage: Eukaryota; Dinophyceae; Syndiniales; Amoebophryaceae. The record is from the annotation of a GenBank genome assembly.